AAACGAUCAACAACGUUCUCAUGAACGACACAGGAGACAACGACUCGGACGACACGGGGCACGAUAUCGUGCUCAGCCGAGAAGACUACGAGCUACUCCACGCGUUUCACCGGUUGAUUCCACUGCCGGCGCUGUCGUCCGGCAUCACUCGACUUCUUUGCGACGAAGACCUGCAAGUCCCCGACGACGAUGUUGACUGUACUUCUUCUACCGCGGCUACGCCGUCCAUGAAGAAGCGCACGUCCCAUGUGGAAACAAUGCGCCAACUGCGAGAACCGCCGACCAAGCCCCGCCAGGAGACUGACCUGACCAAGCUCACCACCCGUCGGCAGCCAGAACAGCUGCGACCAGAAAGCUCGUAGAAAUAUACUUAACUGUAAAGUAGUCGAGUUUUUCAAAAUCUA
Molecule: messenger RNA, 404 nt
Organism: Aphanomyces astaci
Lineage: Eukaryota; Oomycota; Saprolegniomycetes; Saprolegniales; Verrucalvaceae
Exons: 4
Coding region: 21-362 (113 amino acids)
Source: RefSeq, a predicted model, not a curated record